Messenger RNA from Branchiostoma floridae (Florida lancelet), 2470 nucleotides. RefSeq lists its product as uncharacterized. The coding region runs from base 876 to 1823 and encodes 315 amino acids. The transcript is spliced from 6 exons. The record is from RefSeq and is a predicted model, not a curated record. NCBI's taxonomy places the organism in Eukaryota, Metazoa, Chordata, Leptocardii, Amphioxiformes, Branchiostomatidae.
GCCCUCUUCACUUCCGUCAUGUGUUUCCGGUUGUUUUGAUUUUCCCGCCGUACGGGCUUUCUGUCAUCCGUUCCGGGCUGUUAUAUUUCUGUUCCUAAUGUGGUUUAAUUAAUACGUUUAAUCAAUAUGAGUUCUUCAAACAGCUACAUUAGCUCUUUGGAGCCUAAUGACCGAACCAGGUAUUUUGAGAAAUUAAUGGGAAGUGUCGAAGACGCCGGCGAUAGUUCAAACCCGGAAGUGACUGGUUCGGCGGUGACUGGUGACGGUGUACGCCUACCUGACCCAUACAGUCUGACAGGUUGGAAGGAUGAUUUGAGCCUCUGGCCAGAUACGGACUAUGGGUGCAUCUACACCUACCUAAUCGAGGCUCCAGGUCCGUUUAACGGAGAAGCCAUGAAAGCCUAUAAAUCCCUGGAGGCGUACAAUCUCUUUAUAAGUGGCCAUGUGAGGGAGUGCAGGUACCACCCUAUUGGAAAAAAUGUGAAGGUCUGCUUCCUUAAGGCCAAGGUUGUGCCAGGACAGAGAGUAACAGAGACUCCUCACAACCCAUGGGUGUGUUUGACCAAAAAAGAGGGUUAUGUCAUGGCAGCUCACUGCACUUGUAUGGCAGGGUAGGUAAUAUAACUGCAUUGACCAUCAUAUCCAAAAAGUCACAUUUUUAUCUAACAGUGUUCUCGUCAGAUGAGGUCCAUGGCAAGAAACAGUUUUAGAAAUAAUGAAAGUCAAACUAGUACUCACCUGUAAAUGUUCCUCCGUAUAUUUCCAGGGAGGAGCGACCAUGCAGUUUGUAUGUGGCAAGAUAACUGUCUUAAUUUUUUUCCUUGGUUCAUGUUCUUGUGCUUGAUGGUUUCCAGUUGUAUUUGUACCUGUUGCAAAUGCAUUUCUUCUUGUUGAUGUUCUUGUUGCAGGUUUUACUUGUUGAUGUGUUUCGUUUUCUAGGUAAUUUGGAGUUAUCAACAGUUCCUGAGAAUUGGGAGAGGUCUGCAGCCUCUGUUCGCAGCCAGCUGUUCGCAGUGGAGGCCUCCAGGUCUCUUCAGGAAAAACGGACGUCAUGCACCAGCAGAAAGGCCGUGUGGAACAAAUAUUACAAAGAUAAGGUUGAUCCACAAAGGGCUGAGGACAUGGACUUUUCGCACCCUAAACAUGGAGUCCAGAUCAAGAAGGCGCGCCGGAAGCCGCAGUGUGAUGUGCCACCACUCAGUGAAGAAGAGGCCGCUUCUGCUUUCUCACAACUGAGGAAGCUGUGUCCCACUGCCAGUGCUGUCAUUAAAGAGGAGGAGGACACAGACACAGCAUCAGAAGAUGAGUCAGAUGUCAACACAGAGACGCUUCCCCCUGUGGUAUACAGGUCUUGUCAUCCAGCCAAAGUCCCUGUUACUAGUGUUAGUGUAGACAGCAUCCUUGAGGAUGUUCGGUGCAACCCCGAGCAAAUCACAAACCUCAACAAAGCUACAGUGGGGCAGUCCAAGUCUGCUUUAUGGCGUCAGCAACGCAAGGGUCGUGUGACUUCUACAUCCAUGCAUGAUGUCCUUCAUGCAUCAAACCCCACCACUGCAGUACGGAAGGUCAUGCAAUAUGACUGCAAGGAUUUGAGCCAAGUUCCAGCUAUACAAUGGGGGAUGAAACAGGAGGAGAAGGCAAGGCAACAGUACCUGGAAGCUACCUUGUGCAAAGAUUGGAAGAAUGAACCAAUGAAAGAACCUAAGAUUGGAAUACAACGGUUUAUGACUUUUGAAACUGUGGAGGCAGAAACACUAAAUCUCAAAGCUAGAUCAGCAUUUUUGAGGCCUAGUCUCAACUUCAUGAGAGUCAUGAGUAUUUGAUCCUGCUGACACAUGGACUUUAGAGGAGCAAUGAAAUCACUAACAAGUCUAAACACAAACAUAAACAGUGUAACAGUAGGUAUUCCAGUGAAGAGCUUGCAUUUUGCAUCUGUGAGAUUGGAGGCUGAUGUUGAUGAUUUCUUGAUUUGUUCUUGAAGGUGAUCACGUUCUUCCCUAAGGUUGUCAGCUUCACUUUGAAGGGACUCGCAAAACUGUUCCAACUUACAUUUCUCCUCUUGUACUUUUGUGAGCUGUUCUCUCAGAGUCUCUACACUUUCAGGAAGGGGGUCUCUCAGAGUCUCUACACUUUCAGGAGGAGGGUCAGCGAUCAUUUCUUCAUCUGAAAUAAAGCAAAUCCGAAGUUCAAUGAAAGUGCUAUGUGAUUAUGAGUGUCAUAUAUCUGAACUGAACUGAAUGUUCUAAACUCUGAUUCAUAUGUAUGUAUUGUUGUUUCAAUAUUUUACUCAUGCAGGUUGCAUGCUUCUCUACUUGAUUCACAUCUAUAUCCCCACUCCGAAAACCAAGCGGAUAAACUUUGUAGCAAGUAGUCUUGUGUGUAUGGUAUGUGAUUCAUGUUGAAUAAGUGACAAGUGAUAGAUUUACUUGUUGAGCAAGAAUGAUAGAUUAAACUGUUGAUCAAGAAUUUA